AUGACGGAAGCGCAGAUCAUGGAAAAGUUACGAUCCGUCGUCUCACAGGGUGAUCCAACCACUCUUUAUAGUAAGAUUAAGAAAGUUGGCCAAGGUGCCUCCGGUUCCGUAUAUGUGGCAAAGUCGCUGGUUACUAAUGCUAAGGUCGCAAUUAAGCAAAUGGACUUAUCUCACCAACCUCGAAAGGAACUUAUUGUCAACGAAAUUCUUGUAAUGAAGGAAUCGCAACAUCCGAAUAUUGUCAAUUAUCUUGAUUCGUUUUUGGUGAAAAACAAUGAAUUAUGGGUCGUAAUGGAAUAUAUGGAAGGUGGUGCAUUGACUGAUGUGAUCGAUAACAACAGUUUAGAAGAAGACCAGAUAGCGGCCAUCUGCCAUGAGACUUGUAACGGUCUACAACACCUUCACAGUCAGAAUAUCAUUCAUCGCGACAUUAAGAGUGACAAUGUUCUUUUGGAUGCCUAUGGACAUGUUAAAAUAACUGACUUUGGUUUUUGCGCCAAGCUCACCGACCAGAAAAACAAGCGUGCGACAAUGGUCGGAACACCGUAUUGGAUGGCUCCUGAAGUUGUGAAGCAGAAAGAAUAUGGCGCUAAAGUAGACAUUUGGUCAUUGGGCAUUAUGGCGAUUGAAAUGAUAGAAAAUGAACCGCCGUAUCUCGACGAAGAACCAUUGAAAGCACUAUAUCUUAUUGCUACAAAUGGUACUCCUACAUUAAAGAAACCAGAGAAAUUGUCGAAAGAACUUAAAAGCUUUCUUGCGGUUUGCUUAUGCGUGGAUGUGAAGAGUAGAGCGACUGCUGGCGAACUUCUGAACCACGAGUUUUUGAGAAAAGCCUGUCCACUUUCCGAUCUUGCUCCCCUGCUUAAAUUUAAAACCGCAAAAGACGGGAGAACAUAA
Messenger RNA from Paraglomus occultum, 897 nucleotides. Lineage: Eukaryota; Fungi; Glomeromycota; Glomeromycetes; Paraglomerales; Paraglomeraceae. The record is from the annotation of a GenBank genome assembly.